AUGACCCACGCCCAGAAGCACCGCGAGGUCAUCAAGGUCCUCGGCGACUACGGGUGGACGCCUAUUCGAGUGAAGGGCAGCCACCAGACCUGGAUGUCCGCGACCGGCAGGCCGUUCGUGGUCCCCACUCAUUCCGAGGUGUCGCCAUACGUUAUGCUUCAGCUCAAGGGAGUCCUCAAGUCGGACAACUGCUACCGCAGUGCAUCCUCUCAUCGCACCGCCAGCGUCGUCGCCGGCAUGGACAAUGGAACCCACACGGCCAUCGCGCCAAACGGAGGCGACCUGAGCCUAAUCGAUGCGCCCGCAGACACGCCGAGAGCUGCUUCGUUUGGCAUCGUCCCUCUUAGGACACUCGCAGCUGGCGGCGCUACGCCGACAGAGUCGAACAUUGCGUCCCUCCUGCCGCCCGACCUCGCCAACGACAGCGCGUCCGACUCUGGCUCGCGUCGUUCCAGCAUGCAACCUCGCGUUGCCUCUCGACAACUGCUGCAGACUGCCCUCGACCUCGCUCAAAAGGCUGUCGAGAUGGACAAGGGCAACGACGUCGCCGGCGCGCUUGCGGCCUAUCGUGAUGCCGUGACCAAGCUCCGAGUCGUCAUGGAGCGCGUUGGAGUCGAUCCCACAGAUGGCAAGCGAGGAGGCAAAGAUGCAGACGAAGGAAGGACGUUGCGCGGAAUUCACGACGCCUACAUGGCCCGCAUAACUCUGCUCUCGGCGUAUGAGGGUUCGGACGCGGAAGAGGCUACGGCGGGAAUAGGGACCCUGAUGUUGGAGACGACAUCCAUCAACUCGACACCACCACCAGCACCCGCCCCAAAUCUGCAUCUCUCUUCUGACAUCUCUCCCACCAACGGCGACGCCGGCCCAAGCAACCCCCUCCGUUCACCGGUAUCGGCAUCCGCACUCAGCUCGAGGCGCAAGAAAAGGAUAACCUCAAAGCAGUCCUUUGGGCUCGACGAGGAAGCCGAUUUAUCCGGAUUGGACGGUGUCGACGGCGACGAGGCCAGCAUCCAGGAGGCCAGCUCCGUCCGUGGGUUAAAAACCUUGCCGCCAGUCGAGGCAUCGCCGCGCACCAGUGCCGAGUCGGAUCGCCCUCUGCCUCCCCUUCCCGCCUCUGGCGGCGGCGACAGAACCCGCAAAAUGAGCGUCGCAGAAGAGGCCCAGGCCGGCGUUAUCGCCAACUCCACCACGACGAGCAACUCUAUCAGCAGGAGAAGGCACCAGCGAGGACCGACGGGACAGUCCAUGUCAUCCAUUUCCGAACUCAACGCGUCGCCGCGUGGGUCCAUGAUCGAGAGCUACGAAGGGUCGACCAGGUCGCGCACCGUCUCGAGCAGAACCUAUGUCAACGGCGACGCUUCCAUCCCCCCUGUCCCCCCGCUGCAGCCAGCGUUCCGUUCAACACUGGCACCCCCUAUUCGUCUCCAGGGCAAUGCACAUCUCGCACCACGACCCGAGCCACAGCCCACCGAGCUGAUCCAUCGCCCGUUCCACUUGUUGCGCAUUCUGUGCAUGUCGAUGGACCCCUCUGGUCCAGGCGCGUACUUGACCUCUGCGAUCCACAUCGACCCCGCCAUGUGGAAGCCCAGCAACUGGAGACAACCUGGCUCGUCAAAGUCAAGUAGCCAGCCAAAGCUCGUGGGGCAGGAAGCCAAGGCGCGGGCGUGCGAGGCCCUUAUCGGCCACCUCGAGGCGAUCAGGAGUACCGCUGCCCCCCUUCUGAUGGGCGUGCGUGACGAGCGCUACGGCGGUGAGGGACAGGCACGCUUGUCAAAGCACGAGAUGGAGCAGGCGAACCGCGUGGGCGGCGAACUCUCGACGCUGUUGGACGGCCUGGACGACGAGCUCGACGCCACUCACAAAGCGCUCCAGUCCAAGGGUGUGGCUGUCGGCACUUGGAAGGGCAAAACCAAGAGUAGCUGGGGAUCGCGCAUCUCGGCGCGUGUUGACAAGAUGUCGCGCGGCUCUGACUCGCCUGAACGAUACGUCGACCUCCUCGGCCAGCUCUUCCUCUCGGCUCAGGUUGUUGACGAGCACCUCCGUUGCUUCACCGGCCCCUGCACCCCGGCAUACCACGCCCUCCCGCACAAGACGUACAAGCAAAUUGAGACGCGCCUCACACGAGCAGCCCAGUUUGUUGGUGCCGUCAUUGUGCCGUUUGUAAUGGACGACUUUAGACAAUUCAUGUUGGGAUACCUCAAGGGUGGACUCAAGUACCUCGAGGACUGA
Molecule: messenger RNA, 2229 nt
Organism: Apiotrichum porosum
Lineage: Eukaryota; Fungi; Basidiomycota; Tremellomycetes; Trichosporonales; Trichosporonaceae
Exons: 5
Coding region: 1-2229 (742 amino acids)
Molecular function (GO): mRNA binding
Source: RefSeq, a predicted model, not a curated record